Paramormyrops kingsleyae is the source of this 4632-nucleotide messenger RNA. NCBI's taxonomy places the organism in Eukaryota, Metazoa, Chordata, Actinopteri, Osteoglossiformes, Mormyridae. The record is from RefSeq and is a predicted model, not a curated record.
ACGCAAGUUGAUGCAGAGUGCCUUGUCGGCGACUGGCGAGAGCGCACGCCAGUUUGGAGUACGGGUCGUACUGGCUUUGUGUUCCCUUUUAAUUACGCUUCCGUUUAUUUUAUUCAAUGCAGCGGCUAAACAAAUAUAUUUCUGGAUGUUUUAUGGCGCCAUACCGUAUUGUACCUGAAAAGGCAAAGACAAAUGGUGAAGGAGGUGAAGAAAAACGGAGAUACUAACUUGAUUAAAAACGCUAAGACGUAAAAUACAAAGGAAUGCAGCAUUUAUGACUGGGAAACACUUUUUAGUAUUUUUUUGCAAAACCACUCGACUGGGAGCAGUUUCCGGAGAUCUUCCAUAGCAAUUUUAAGAUUCUUGUUCUGGCAUUUGCGGUUCCUUUAUGAAAAAUCAAUGCACACGUUGUGUGCUUUGAUGAGUUCGUAAAAGUCAUCAUUUUGUGGCGAGUAAAUUGGACCGGGAGACUUUUGGAAGUGGGUAACAAAGGGAAUACCUAAAGGUGCCCGGGGAAACGUCUCCUAUUUUUUCACACUUUUGUCUUUGCCGGAGAAUCAAGAUAAAUCAUGGAUUCGUGCAAAACGUAGAAUAGCAAUAAAAAAUACAUUUCAUGAGAAGCGCUUGUCUCCGUAAUAUUGCUACACAAGUUACCUGCAUCGGUAGCGCGGUAGGACUUUCAGACAUCUGAAGGUAAACGUCGAAAGCAUAGAAGGAUCAGAAUUAAAAUUCAGCCUAUUUUCGGCUGGUCGUUCGUGAAUUUUGGACUGCGCAUCUGUCGUUUUGACUUGCAAGAUAACGUCGCCUGACAUUUUCUUUCCUUUUUUUGUAAUUCAGAUACAUUUGCCCCUAUGGACAGUCACUAAUGUGAGAAAGCUGAAUGGCUGACGAGUCCGCCGGCGUUUAAGAGAGACGCAUAACUGCAUAUCGACGGAUGCAUUUUGGUUUCUAAAAGCAAGCAGAUGUGUACAAAUACGAUCGCCUCGACAGCCAUGGAUCGACCGCUCUGGAGUCUGCUAGCAGCGUUAUGGAUAGCCCUUUUCAAGUUUACCCAGCUGUCCACGGCAGAAGAAGAGAUCCUGAUGAACACCAAACUGGAGACAUCCGACCUCAAGUGGACGGUGUUCCCGCGCCUCAAACCCGAGUGGGAGGAGAUGAGCGGGCUGGACGAGGACAACAACAUCGUGCGCACCUAUCAGUUCUGCCCUACGGACAGUUCAGGCAGCCACUGGGUGCGCAGUACCAUGAUCGAGCGGCGGGGGGCGUCGCAGGUCUACGUGGAGCUGCGCUUUACCAUGAUGGAGUGCUCCUCUCUGCCCACGCAGCUGCGCACCUGCAAGGAGACCUUCAACCUGCUGUACUACGAGGCCGAGGAGGAUGAGGCCACAGCCACCUACCCACGUUCCACAGAGUGCCCAGCGGGGCAGUUCAAAUCCGGCCCGGGGGCGGGGCUCUGUCUGCCAUGCCCCGCCCACAGCCAGGCGCUCAGUGCUGGGGCGUCGGCCUGCCUCUGUCUCCAGGGAUACUUCCGCGGGGACGCCGACGAGCCCACGGCGGCCUGCACCACCCCUCCCUCGGCACCGCGUAACAUCAUGACACAGAUCAACGACACGUCGGUGACGCUGGAGUGGAGCGAGCCCCUGGACAACGGCGGCCGCAGGGACCUGAACUACGCGCUGCAUUGCCUGCGCUGCUCGGGCCCCUCGGGGAAGUGCGUCCCCUGUGGGGACAGCGUCAGCUACCGGCCGGCGCAGCGCGGUCUGGCGGCUCGGCGCGCCGUCAUCUGGGGUCUACAGCCACACACUACCUACGCCUUCUCCGUGCAAGCGCUCAACGGCGUGUCGCAGCACAGCGGACGGGAGCCUGCCAGCGACAGUGUUAAUAUCACCACCAGCCACAAUGUGCCCGUGCUCGUGUCCGGCAUCACGAGGAGCAGAGCCACCGAGAGCAGCCUAACCCUGCACUGGCCCGUCCCCAGGAUGUCCCACUACACCAUCCUGCAGUACCAGCUCCGCUACUGCGAGAAGGAAAGGUGUAAUGAGGAUGAGGCCUGGAGGUACAAGGAGAGCGACGUGGCCCAGGUGGUGCUGAGCGACUUGCGCCGGGGGACCCAGUACGAGGUGCAGGUCCGUGCCCGCACUAUGGCUGGCUACGGAAUCUUCGGUCCUGCCACGUCCUUCCGCACCCUCCCUGACGACGACGCGGUCCAUUCACAGCUGCUGGUCACUGGCGUCCUGAUCGCCAUGGGACUCCUCCUGCUCAUCACAGUCAUCGCCAUCGGUAAUAACUUUUUCUUCCGUAAACUGAACGACGGGCAGUUCACCCCCAUCCAGCUGGUGGGCAUGCUGCGGGGCAUCGCCUCGGGGAUGAAGUACCUGUCGGAGAUGAGCUACGUCCACCGGGACCUGGCCGCCCGCAACAUCCUGGUCAACAGCAACCUGGUGUGCAAAGUGUCCGACUUCGGGCUGUCCCGAUUCCUGCAGGAGAACUCCUCCGACCCCACGUACACCAGCUCCCUGCUGAUAACUGCCCCCCCCCCCCCCCCCCCCCUUCCCAUCACCCCUGCAGGCGUCAAGGUGUACAUCGAUCCCUUCACUUACGAGGACCCCAAUGAGGCCGUGCGGGAGUUCGCGAAGGAGAUUGACGUGUCCUUCGUCAAAAUUGAGGAAGUCAUCGGAGCUGGUGAGUUUGGGGAGGUUUGCCGGGGCAGGCUGAAAAUCCCGGGGAAGAAGGAAAACUAUGUAGCCAUCAAGACCCUGAAGGGCGGCUACACGGAGAAGCAGAGGCGGGACUUCCUGAGCGAGGCCAGCAUCAUGGGCCAGUUCCAGCAUCCCAACAUCAUCCACCUGGAGGGCAUCAUCACNCCAUUCCCACAUUGGCACGUUAGUCCGCCUCGGUACCGCGGCCCGCCAAACAGACCCGACGAGGUCGGAGCGGCACGGCGUUACCCCCUGAAAAGCCCGCUGGCUGGCGGCAAGAUCCCCAUCCGCUGGACGGCCCCGGAAGCCAUCGCCUUCCGGAAGUUCACCUCGGCCUCGGACGCCUGGAGUUACGGCAUCGUCAUGUGGGAGGUCAUGUCCUUCGGCGAGCGGCCCUACUGGGACAUGAGCAACCAGGAUGUGAUCAACGCCAUCGAGCAGGACUACCGGCUUCCCCCGCCUCCCGACUGCCCCACCCUCCUGCACCAGCUGAUGCUGGACUGCUGGCAGAAGGACCGAGCGGCUCGGCCCCGCUUCGCCGCCAUCGUCAGUGCCCUGGACAAGCUGAUCCGCAACCCAGCCUCGCUCAAGAUCGUAGCCCAGGACGGAGCAGGGCCGUCCCACCCACUGCUGGACCAGCGUGGCCCCCCACCCCCCUCCGCCUGCGGGUCCGUGGGCGACUGGCUGAGGGCCAUCAAGAUGGAACGUUACGAAGAAGGCUUCCUCCAGGCCGGCAUCACCUCCUUCCAGCUGCUCGCCCAGGUCACCACAGAGGACCUCCUGCGCAUCGGUGUCACACUCGCCGGCCACCAGAAGAAGAUCCUGUCCAGCAUCCAGACCAUCAGGGCCCACGACGGCACGCUGGGAGCCAUGCGUUUUUAAAGAUUCCGGGGCCCCGCCCCUAGCCCCGCCCCCUCUGGACAAUAGGAGGACUCUCCAGCCAAUCAGCUGCUCAUCGCUAAACAUGAUUUUCCCGGUUGUAUUUUUCCUUCCUCCCCCCCUUGCCACCACCCAUUAAUUGCCCAGGACUUCUGUGCAGACUAAAUACAACCCCCCCCUUAUUUUUACAUUGUGGAGGGUGGGGGGUCAUCCUGACUUGAAGCACAAACCACAGACAGACCCUACUCUUAGGUGUCUGUUCUUCCCAGAUAGCUGGUGGAAUGAAGCACUGAGCCCCUCAGCAGAACCAGACCUACGGACCUUGAUUAGGUGCCGGUUCUGCUGCAAUAGGCCAAAAGAACCAGGUUCCACCAAUGUGGCACGCGGACCUUGCUGCAUCUCUGGAUGGGACUGGCGUGAGUUCUGCAGCAAAGCCUGUUUGCUGACCUGGGAUCAGGAGUGAAUGGAUUCAUUUGGAUUUCCUACCUGGAUCAGCCCAAAGUUCCGCUUCGCGGUGCUGUACUUCCUCUUCUCACAGACUGUUUUUCCCCUCCCUAUUUACUCUUUCUUUUGAUCUCCCAGUACUGGGAGACGAGGAGGGACCAGGGGUGUAUUUAGCACUUGUUAACGUCCGGAAGGAGCCGCGAUCCCUCACUGUUCCGGCUCCAUUCCCACUUAUCCGGACCAAAACUUCCAGUCUCCCCCUGGACCAAGAACGCGGUUCCAGCCUGUAGGAGCCCAGCCCCUCUAACCUUCACUACACUGUGCUGCCCGCACACAGCAACCCCUACAGGUACCGUACGGUACUGCGAGCGACAGCCACACCCAGAACGGUUCUGUCGGCAUUCGGUAUGUGAACGGGCCCCAGGCCCUUGGAAUUCUGGGACAAUAUUUCUGAUCUUCACAUUGAGGAUCUGUUAUUAUAAACCAAUGAUUUUUUUUUUAAGUUUCCUUUUUAUUUGUAUAAAUAUACAUAUAUAUGGGUUUGAGGCUUCACUCCCCGCAGUGUGUAAUCUCUGUGUCUGGUCACAAUAAAGAUUCACAGCACUGUUUA